CUGUGCACCGUCCUCCAUGCGUGAUUUGUUUACAGUCUGGUGAAAAUGGUUAGGUAACGUCGGUAGCUCUUUAAACUUUCGCGUAAUGGUCAAUAAAAUGUUGGAAAGUAGAUCUAUAUCCUAUCUGCACAUCUUUUAAAUCUUUAGGGGCAAUGGCUUGAGAAGUGAGUAUAUUUCUUGAGAAGUGAGUCUAUUUCUUCAAAAUGAGGUUUUUGACUACAGGGGAUGCUGUUGACAAGCAUCCUAACAACACUAUAAUAAUAUCACCAACAGAACAAAUGUUAUCUUCUUGUACCGGUGCUUUGAUGACAUCACUGCUAAUGACUCCAUUUGAUGUUGUGAAAAUCCGCCUUCAAUCUCAAGCUAAGCCAUCAAAUUUCACAAAAGGACAUUGUUUUGUUUAUUGUAAUGGGCUGAUGGAUCAUUUGUGUUCGUGUGUGAAUGGAUUGACUCAUUCCUCUGAGUGGUACAAGAGACCUAGCCAUUUCAAUGGGACAUUUGAUGCUAUGAUAAAGAUAUCCAGAAAUGAAGGAAUUACUUCCCUUUGGAGUGGCCUUCCUCCUACUCUAGUGAUGGCUUUGCCUGCCACUGUAGUCUAUUUCACCUGCUAUGAACAAUUGAAACAAUGUUUGAGAUAUGACAGUAAUGUCCACACUGACAGGUGGAAGCCUUUGGCUGCUGGUGCCACUGCCAGAGUCUGGGCAGCCACUCUGAUCAGCCCUAUAGAAUUGAUUCGCACCAAAAUGCAGUCCACACGUUUCACAUACACACAAGUUUGGAAAUCUGUUGUUGACUCUGUUAGAGUGGAUGGAAUUUUGUCUUUAUGGCGUGGCUUGGGGCCUACAUUGUUGAGAGAUGUCCCCUUUUCAGCUCUCUACUGGUCCAACUAUGAAGCUCUUAAGGCCUAUAUCAUUUACACUUGGCCACGGUCUGAUCCAACUCUAUCUUUUGUUGAAUCCUUCAUGUGUGGAGCUGCUUCAGGCUCUAUUGCAGCUGUCAUUACACUUCCAUUUGACGUAAUCAAAACGCGUCGACAGAUUGAGCUAGGAGAAACAGUAUUGUUAGGUAAAAAAUCUGAGACAAGGUCUACCUGGAAGAUUAUUCAUAAAAUUUAUUCCGGUGAAGGUUUUCGUGCUCUUUACACAGGUUUGAUCCCCAGACUUUUGAAAGUAGCCCCAAGUUGUGCCAUCAUGAUCAGUUCCUAUGAGUCUCUCAAGUAUUUUUUCAUAGUACGAAGGAAGAGGCUGGCAGAGGAGGGCCAGCUAUCUGUCAACGUCCCAAAAAAUACAGACAUGAUCCAACCAUUGCCCCUCUCCAAACCAGGUGACCUGCCACCUCCUUACUUAUUAUCUGGUGGUAGAAAACCUUUUGAGGUUGCAGGUACAACUCAGCAUGAAACUGAUCGAAAUUCCUGAAUCUCAGAGUGAAAUUAUAGAAAUGAAAAUGCAUUCAUGUAAAUAUUUCAAAGUGAUGUUCAAAUCAAUAGACUAGCAGAAAGUUGAAGGUUACUUGAUGAGAACUCUGUGCAUGUUUUUGCCCAUCAUGAGAUGUGUCUGCAUGACCUAGAUAAUCAGAGUUGCAUGAAUUCUGUGUGUGUUUUAACUAUUUAUUAUUAGGGCUGGUGAGAUGCGCCAGUUAAUAUCUAUUGACAUUAGUGCUUUAAGCAACAACAAAUGUUUAAAGUGUGUCUUUGAAUAUUUAUUCCUACAUUACUAAUGUAUUCCUACUGCACUAAUGUUAGCUGCCAACUGUUGCAUUCAGAUAGCAGACAAUAAUUUCAUUGCCCAAAAUAGUUCAUUUUCUUGUAUAAAUAUAUAUGUACUGUUGCCUUUCAGUUUCCUGUAAUCCUCUUCUUAGACAUUCCUCUAGACUUUAGUUGAUUCUCUUCAAGUUGUAAUAUUCUAUGAGAGGAAACACUUUAGAAACACACAAGAAAAUGUUUUAAAAUGCUGCACAUGCUAUUUGAGAGUGUCUUCAAGUAGAACAGAAUGGAACAACGUCAAUGUUUAAAAUUUAAUCCAUGGUUUUAAAGAAUUAACAUCCCCCCCUUUUUUUUUUAAUUCUGUUUUAGUAAUGCUUGUAUACAAUUUGCCACCAUUUCAUGAUUAAUUAUUCUUGGCUACAACUAACAGGCUUCAUUAGAAAUUGUAAAAGUUGCUAGAGGGAUUGACUUUGUGCAGUGUAAAUCCAAAUGUAAACAAUGCACUAUGACCUGGAUUUGCACUAUAAUUAUAAUUUGUAUUGAAACAUUUCUAUUGGUAUAGGUGCACUUUAAAAUAUUAAUCACUUCCAUCAAUAUACCUUCAUUAUAAUUUUGUCACAUUUGAGUAGUUCAAGCUAUUUAAACUUUGUCACAUUUGAGUAGUUCAAGCUAUUUAAACUUUGACAGCAUCAUUGAAACAACAACUGGUACUUCCUCUUCACUAAAGAAUGAAAUACAUUGUAGAAAUGUUAUGAAGCUAACCUUAGAGGUUUGUUUUAUUUAAUACCUUUGAGUUUUGUUUUAUUUAAUACCUUUGAGUUCCAUUUUAUUGUCUUCAUGUUUUUUUUUUAGUGCUAUACAAAUACCAGAAGAAAAAAAGUCAUUUUAAAAACAUGGUUUAGAUAUUUUAAAAAUCUACCAUGGUCAAAAUCUUGAGAUUACUUAAAGUUUGAACAGUUGAUCCAAGUAAAAAGUAUUUUGAACACCUCCAAAGAAUGACAAUGAGUUGAACUCAGAUGAAUACAAAUACUGGUUUGAAAAGGUAGAGCACUAAAUGCAAAGAAAUGAUUUUUACAAUAAAGUUAUGAAGAUUAUUUUUGCCAACAUUUGAACAAUGCAAACAGUAGGAGGAACUCUUUCAAAUCAAAGCUUCUUUGAGAAAUACUUUAGUAAUGGGCUUCAGCACUAAAAAGCCAACACUGUAGUUAGUGGAACAGUUCACCAUUGUGUCCAACUCAAAAGCAGGUCAGUUAUUUCUCACACACUUAUGAAAAAUUAACUUUCUAGGUCCACAAGCAAUUUUAAUUUCCUUUUUUUUUCAAUGUCAUCUUUCAAUGUUGGGAACAAGUGGAUCAUCAUUGUUUAUUGUCACUAGUACAUCUUUCAAAUAUUUGCUUCUUCCAAGUAAAAUACAUGUCAUUCAUUGUCACUAGUACAUCUUUCAAAUAUUUGCUUCUUCAAAGUAAAAUACAUGUCAUUCAUUGUCACUAGUACUUCUUUCAAAUAUAUGCUUCUUCCAAGUAAAAUACAUGUCAUUCAUUUGUGUGUUUUGAAUCAAAUGUCCAGAAUACUUGGUUUGGGUUCAAGUUAUUACAAAUCUUUGGAGUCAAAGACAUUGCCUUAUUAUUAUCAUUUCAUUGGGUUGUUGAACGAAGAAGAAGAUUGGGUUGUAUUUUGAAAAAUGAACAUAUUGUUUAUCAUUAUGUCUUAUAGCAAAAACCAACAUAAGAAAUAUAAGACUAUUCUAUUACAUAUAUAAUUAAUAUAAUUGUAUUGGAAAUGUGAGACUGCCAUGUCAUAGCUAAAAUUAUUUUUUAUCUUGACUUUAAAAAGCAAUUUCUUUUUUUUUCUUCUUCCUUAAUGUGUUGUUUUGUAAAUAAAUGUUUCUUGUCAUAUAGAUUGUUGAAGUUAUUCAAAGAAACAUUCUGAUGGGUCUGCUAUAUCAAAUGGUUUGUAUGUGAACAUUUGUAGAGCAGAAGCAAAUAGUUCAUGUUUGUCUGCACUUACAUUGAUGUUUUAAUAUUUUGGACACUGUUGAAAAAAAUGUCAUUUGUUGAUUGAAGAGUGUUACAAUGUUAUCAAUAAUAAAAGAAUGUAAAAGCUCA
Biomphalaria glabrata is the source of this 3807-nucleotide messenger RNA. Its product is annotated as probable mitochondrial glutathione transporter SLC25A40. The record is from RefSeq and is a predicted model, not a curated record. The transcript is spliced from 10 exons. The coding region runs from base 204 to 1415 and encodes 403 amino acids. Gene Ontology annotation, biological process: mitochondrial transmembrane transport. NCBI's taxonomy places the organism in Eukaryota, Metazoa, Mollusca, Gastropoda, Planorbidae.